AGUCGCCAGUUGGCGCCGGCCUUAAAAAGUUAAUUUCGGACCCUGUCAGUCAGCAAGUAAAGGACGGAAUCGACUAAAUUACACUGCAAAAUCCACUAGCCCCGCGCCAUCCGGCCUGCGUAGUUGGCUAGAUUUAGCGCGCGAGUGCUUAAUUGUUUUGGCGGCGAGUGCGAGUGGCGAAGUCGCGAGGAAUUGGUGAGGAGUUGGGUUAACUCGCAGCUCGCCAAUUUCCUCGCAAGCAUUUCAGAGAAUUGUAUAUCUCUACUUCGACCUACUCCUGCCUGGAUAAACAGAAUCGAGGCAGAAGGAGAGAGAACCACUCGAUCCAGAGUCCAUCCCACUAACCACUAGACCACCGUGCCUCAAACAGUAGCUAACAGUAGUAAGUAAGAAUGCACAUUUUUUUUUUAAAUUAACAAAUUGACGUCAGUUUUUCAUGCGUCUGUCCUGUUAUUGAUCAUCAAUUUCGUCAUAACAUUGUCAAAGUAGCUGUGAUCCACGAGGCGAUGGCCCCUUUUCGUUUGUAAACAACUUGCCAGCCUUAACUUACUCCUAAAUCAUGUUGAAUUUUCCGGUCAUUUCUCACGCUUUUCUUCAAUUCUAGAUCUUUCUUCCUGUAAUCCUCACUUUGUCUUUCCGACCUUUUACCUAAUGACUUUUGUUUUAACUGUUUCCUUUCUUCACUAAACACUUCUCCAGUUGUCUGGGCUGAUCCAGCUCUUGCUCUUCCUUGUUCUGUAACCUAGCACAUCUCUAGCUGUUUCACAAUAAGUUUCUAUGAUCUUUUUCCACUUUUUCUCUUCUUCCCUUUUCGUUUGCUACUACGACCUCAUUCCGUGUAUGUUUUCACCAUCUUCCUCCUGUGAUACGCAGCUAAACCGGUUCUUUAAUUCUAAGUGGAAUUGUUUCCUAAUUUCAGGCAUGAAGACCCCCAAGUUUUUUGGGUUUUUUUUUGCGUGUUUAUGGAUCUCGACUCCGUCUCGGUCCAUAAACCGAACAAGCUUGGUCAAUAAAGGAUUUGUUGGGAUAAGGAACAAAUUUUUCUUGAGGGACACAGCGGGUAAUCCCGAGCGGGCAAGAUAGCGCCAUUUUGCCCGCUCAGUUUGCCAAUCACAACACAGGUUCAUCUUGGCCGCCCAUGCAGUCAGCCAUAUACUAAUUGUUUUUAUCAAAUCACUGAAAUUUCCACUUGGUUUUUCAGAUUUACUAACACCUCUCUCACGGGGAUUGAGAAGGACACUUUCUCAUUUUCACCCAAUCAAUAUUUGAAUGGGUUCUUAAAAUGAUUGUUCACAGCACGCUUGCACGACAUCAUCAUCUGACAACAUUUAUUAGAAUUCACUUCGUUUUUCCUUUGUUAUUUAAAUUUUUAAACAACAGUAGGGUUUAGAUAGCAACUGUUCUAGAAGCACGAGGAAAACAAAAAGCGAGGGAUUCUAUUAAAUUUUGCCAAUCAUGCAAAUCACCGGCCUAUUCAAUAAGGUUCGAACCUUUGAUUCCAUAGAUUUUUUGACAGCACAAACAAUAUCAAGGCGACAUGCUUCACUGUCAAGUAACACUGAUAAUUGCCGCGCAUCUGAUAAUGACUGUGCUUUUUUCUCUGAUAUUAACAUAUGAUAUGUAGUCAGUUAACAAACAACUUGUUUAGCUACUGUAUGAAGAAUACAAUAGCUAAGUCUUGUACUUUAAGACCAAGUGUUGGCACAGUCACGGUCUUUCGUGAGUCAAAUUCCUUUCACUAGUUCUAUUCCUAGUUGACGUCAAAAGUGAAUAUUCUGAUCAGGCCUUAUUGGAAACAAUACCUUAUUGCAUGUGUCAUCAGAGAGACCCAAGAGAAAAUCAGGUUUUUUGACAGACCAAGAUGCGAAGCAGUAUUUUAAAGCCGAUUCACAAGAUAAAUGGCGUGACUGUCGAAUAUCCUCAAAGAAAUAUAACAUAAGUUUCUUUGACAGUCACGGUCACCUUUGGAGGAUUAAUGCAGCGGUGGAAGAUAUGUAAGUACAAGAUCAACAAGAACUAAAAAACCAAACGGACUCAGGUCCUUUCAGAAAGGAAAUUGAUGAGUUGUGUAAUCAACAAAAACGAAAAGAGUAGAUUUUCAAGUAUACCAACAUGAAUGAUUAAGUGGCUAUCGCACGCCGUUUAACCGACACACCUGCUGACCGCCCACGGGGAUCACAUAUAAUUAUACCGAAUCUACACGACACAAAUAAACUGAACUCCGCUUUUGUUUUGCAAAUGAUGAGGGAUCAAACAAGUCGUCGCGUAACUGUCGCUGGUUCACAUCAAUGGCAAAGUAAUGGUUUAGUUAGGGUACUUUGCAGUCGAAAGUAUUUCAGGCUGCUCUUGUUGUUUACCUUGAUUGUUUUCAUCGUUUUAAUUGCGUCUCAUCUCAAAGAGGGCGAAUCGUUUACGCGUGAGUUUCAUGGAAACAACUUUGUUGAACUUGGACAAGCGCAGUCGCUGAAGAUCACUGUGUCUAACGUCAGAAGAGAAAACAAGGUUAACCAAACCACGUCAAAGACGGAUGGCCAUCAGAACGCCAACUCGGAACGUACACAACAGUGCCUCAGCUGGUGUAAUAAAGCAAAUACAGGUGCUCCCUAUUUUCUAAGCGCUGUUUUACUCGUGCGAAUUUACUCUAGUGAUCUUGCCAAGCUCAGCACAAGAGAGUUAAUGCAGUGGCUUUAUUACUUGAAGUAUGCUGGCUUUGAGCACGUUUACGUGUACGACGCUUAUGUUUUAAAGAAUGAAUCGCAAAAGAAUGCCCUUGACUUCCUCAUAAAGGAGGGCUUCGUAACCUACGUUGACUGGAGUCACAACGCGUAUCCCUACUCGGUAACUGGCACUCAGGAAAGCGCGUAUCAACAUUGCUUGGACAAUUGGGGCAAUCAAUCCAAAUGGCAAGCUAGCAUUGAUAUCGACGAAUAUCCAUUUUGUCCUCAAGAUACCAAACCUAAUUUUAUGCAACGUUUUAUCACUAACUUUUCGAGACAACGACCUGAUGUCUCGCAGAUUACUAUGCAGAAUUUCCUCUUUCUCGGUAAACCACUAAGUGAUAAGGAACAUCCGCUACUUAUUGACCGACUCAAGCGGAGAACACCCAGACCUUCAAACGCCUUAGUUAAACCCAUCUACAAGACAAUGCAGGUAACAGAAACACACGUUCAUCACCACGACCUCAGAAGUGGAAAAUCAGUGGACGCUGAUAGAACUCAGAUAAGGCUUAAUCAUUACUGGGGAGCAAGACUUCAAAACUGGGGUGAAGACACGCCAGAAAUUUUGAACAAGACAACGGAAGAUAAUACGAUAAAAGAAAUUGUAGAAACCCUCCUUAGCUGCGAUCGCAUUUGCUUGCCAAAUGAAUCCUUAAUUUAUACGUUUCGCUGGAAUUAAGCGGCGUUUUUCGCGUUUUAAAAUAGCGUUUCUUAUCACAUUAUAAUGUGGAACUUGAAAGAACUUUGUUCAGCCAUCACAUUUGCGCCAAAUGAUGGCUUGUUUUAAAUUUUUGUUUUUCGUGUUUUCAGACAAAUCAAAGAGAAAUUUUAACCUCAAGACAUCAAUAAAACCGUAUAAAAUAUUCAAAGGUUAUUAAUUAACUGUUGAAAACGAGCUAAAAAAGAAAUCUCCACGUGUCGCCACUUUAAAAGUAUAAUUAAAACACAAGAAAAUGUCAACAUUUAUAAAGUAUUAAUGAGUUGCAACUUUGAAAAUUUGCGUCGCGGAAAGUAUCAGCCGAAGAGCCCCAGUUCUUGCGUUUUGGUAUUUAGAACUGAAAACUUAUGGAACAACGCCGAGGAAAAUGGAAAAUAAUUCGGUAUCUCAGUUCUACAUAUCGGGUGAUAAGUGUGGGGAACAAGGCAGUUCAAUUGCGGUAUUUCCGUUGUCUCUUUAAGUCACCCAAAAGAUAAAUAGAUGUUGGCUGCGAUUGGUCAGAGGUGUACGUGGAACGAAUAUCUAGCAGGCGAUGCUCCUGGAGAAUAUAAAUCAAACAAGCCAGAUAUUCCAGCACCAGACAAUAUCCGAACUGAAUGGUUCUUGAACAACCUUACCAACAGUCCAUUUACAUGAACUGAGAAAUGCUUUUUGAUGCCGAUGUUUCAAUUGUCAAAUUUCAAACUGCGUGACUUUAAGAGGAACGACUUUGCAAUCGCCGAAUUUUAGAAUUUCAGACCGAGUUAACUGCUUGUAGGCUUGUUGAAACUCUUAUAAUUGCGUUUUUGCGCCAAAAAUUAAAGUCGUAAGUAGACUAAAACAAACUUAUGUUUUCUAUGGUUACCGAAAGUCAGCUUUGUCUUCCCCUGUUUUGGUACACUGCCUCACCACCGGAGUUGGCUGUCGUUAACAGCUUUGUUCUUUUAUAACCAUUGUCGCUUUAGGUAUAUAAAUUUCACAAAUGGGUUCUUCAGAGCAAUGUUAACUAAAUUUACAAGUAUCACUUACGUGCUAUGCAAUUGCUGCAAUCUGAUUGGCUGAACUAUCGUAUCGCACGUCACCCAUCAGACUAACCUGCCAUCAAGCGGGUUUUUUUUUUUGGCGGGAAAAAGAAGUUAUUUCUUCCCCUUUCCCCGCUCACCGACAAAAAAAAACGCCCGAUCGCAGGUUGCAAUCAGACGUUUUUAUGACGGCGACGUCUUCUCGAGUUUGUCCGAAGUUUCUUAGAAAGAACAACACUAAUGGAAAUGUUACCUAAAAAAAGUGAAUAAGAAUGUUGUAGCAAAUUUUAAGAAUUAAAGAACGUCAAAGUUUCCUACA
Molecule: messenger RNA, 4755 nt
Organism: Orbicella faveolata
Lineage: Eukaryota; Metazoa; Cnidaria; Anthozoa; Scleractinia; Merulinidae
Cellular component (GO): cytoplasm
Molecular function (GO): glycosyltransferase activity
Source: RefSeq, a predicted model, not a curated record